This is a messenger RNA of Ctenopharyngodon idella (grass carp), 1629 nucleotides long. Its product is annotated as paramyosin. The transcript has 5 exons. The record is from RefSeq and is a predicted model, not a curated record. Lineage: Eukaryota; Metazoa; Chordata; Actinopteri; Cypriniformes; Xenocyprididae. Bases 319 to 1047 code for a protein of 242 amino acids.
UCUCGGUGGUUAAACGAGUUUGGGAAGAUUGACUUUUGCUAUGACGGAUUUGCUUUUGUGCUUUAGCCUAUUGACAAAACAAGAACAUUAAUAACAGAAAAAAAGCACAUACUGAAAUAAAACCAGGCUGACGAGGAGAAAUAAGACGAUAUACAUUUACACGCUUUGUUUCUGUCAUUUCAAUACGCGUUGUUUUACGCAGGUGAACUGAACUAAUGCACCUGUCUGUCAUGUGGAGCACAUGACCGGACGUCACUGCGAACGCACAACUUUCAUUUUAAGCGUUUUUAUGGGAAUGAAAACUCCUGCGUCCUGAAAAUGGGAUGUUGUUGUUCCUUUCCCAGCGGAGACGAUGAGAGAGAACCUUUGCUCCAGUCAAACAGUAAAACACAAACAGAAUCUGGAAGACCAUCAAGUCCAGCAGCUAAUGAAAUACAGUCUGCAAGAUCACGUCCAGCAGCUAAUGAUGCAGUUAAGAAGACUGACAGGUUUGAAGCCCGACGUGUUGGUGUGAGUGACCUCGAUGAGCGUUUCAGUGAUGUUGCCGAAACGUUCAACAAACAGCAUGAGGACUAUGAAACUAUGAAGAACAAGCUCCAGACUGUUGCAAAUCGCUACAAAUGCCCAACUAAUGACAGUCUGUCUCAAUGCCUGAAGAAAAUCAAGGAGGAACAUGAGAACUGCCACAUCAGUCUGGAGGUUAAAGGAUAUGACUUCACUCUGAUGGUGAGGUCAGAGGCCAAAAUCCCCAACGACCUGAAGAGGACACAAGAGAACAUCACAGAGCUGAGCAAAGCUGCCAAAGCGGUCAUAUCUGUGGCCACUAAACUCCAAGAAAUGAUCGAUUGGCUUCUGAAGGCGGAGGACACCAUGACCAAACAGGUGGAAGCUGCCGAAUCCAGUCACCAAGAGCAGAAAAGGCUGGUGGACAACCUGAAGGAAAACCUCAGAGAGGCACGAAGAGCGAAAGAAUCGAGUCCAAAGUACAGGAAGGAGGCUGGAAAUCUUCUCAAUGAGGCUGCUGUGCUGUCCGGGAUCACACCGUGAAAUAUAUAUAUCAAGGACUUUAUUUUGUGUUCUUGUAUUCAAUAUAAAGAAAAGAACACAAUAUUAUAGUACAUAAAACCUGACCAGUAUAAUACAGAGCAUUAGUGCAAGCAGCACUACGCUGAUGAAGGACUAAUAUCUGUUUGUGGUUAUUUAAAAGUUAAAGAUCUAAAAUAAAAAUAUAAAUGGAUAUAAUUGGGGAAUAAAUAGUCAUUUCAGCAUCUUCAGAAAACUAGCUAAUAGUUUUACUUUGGAAAGCAUAAAGAAGGGACAAAAAUACAGAAGAGAAUCCAUUUAUUUUAUUUUUGAGCCCUUUUGUGUAUUUCCUAAUGAGUUUUUUCCACAAAUGAGCCAGUUUUGUUUCUAAAAGCACUUUCAUACUUGUUCAGGAUCAGUCCUCAGUGAUUGUUUCUGCUGUAAAUGUGUAUAUGAACAUUGAUGAAAAACAAUCUUGAACCAUAUGAACAAUCUUUCUUGAACAAUCUUUCCAUAUUAUAGAUUUGUAAGAUUUAUUUUGUAAUUGAAUCACAAUUUUUUUUGUUAGAAUAAUUUUGCCUUUUAAAUAAACACAUAUUAACCCUU